Molecule: messenger RNA, 1285 nt
Organism: Papilio polytes (common Mormon)
Lineage: Eukaryota; Metazoa; Arthropoda; Insecta; Lepidoptera; Papilionidae
Gene: fs(2)ltoPP43
Product: probable RNA polymerase II nuclear localization protein SLC7A6OS
Exons: 4
Coding region: 142-1080 (312 amino acids)
Biological process (GO): developmental process
Source: RefSeq, a predicted model, not a curated record
UCUUUGACAUUUGUCAGUGUGAUUGACGUUUGAUUUAUUAGGAUCGGUGCGUCGCGGAGUGUUUUUAUUUUUAAUGUACAAAACAGAAACUAAUAAAUCCUUGUUAGAUUCGAAGACCGAGCAGUAAAUUAUCUAUCGAUCAUGUCUGCUUCUACUGUUUUACGAGUUAAAAGAAGAUUAGAGGAAAAUCCUCAGGAUGCUUUGGUACUUCUAUGUAAACGAGUAAAAACCGACAGUGAGGAGAUUUCACCCUCGUUAUUCGUUUUCAGAGGAACUGUUGAUAAUCAGGAGCAGAUAAUUGUAAAAGAUUUGGUACCAAAAGAGGACAUCAAACAAAAACCUAUUUCAAAUGUGGCUGACAUCAUACAAAAGAUACGUAAGGAGAGAAAAGAUGUGUCAACAGAGAACCGCUAUGAAGUAGUGAAUUGUCAUAGAGGCCUGAAAGAAGAUGUGAGCGGUGAAGAUCUCUUCCAUUUGGUAGAUUUAGCCAGAGCUGGUGAAAAAGAGAAAGAAGUUGGUUUCACUUAUGAUUUAUAUACUUCAGCAAAGCCUGACUUUGAUGUUUCUAUGUUGGAUAAUUUAGUCAGCAUCGAAAAUUAUGAGACAGAUCUAGUUUUUGACUCAUACAGAGCAAAUGGCGAGGCACCGUCCGAUGAUGGAGCUGAUGAUGAUGAUGACUCCAAUGAUGAGAAUAACUGGAGAAAUGAAUACCCAGACUCGGAAGCAAGCAGUAUCAAUGAAGAAGAUAUGAUAAAGGCUAUGGAAAAUUGUGAUUUAGAUGAACUUUCAAGUGAUACAGGUGAGGAUAAAAUCUACGAUGAUCCGCCAGAUCUGUUCAGUGAAGAUGUUCAAAGAUAUGGUGCAGCGUAUGCUAAAUACAAAGCUCGAGUUAUGGGAGAGACUGAUCUACCAGAUAGUAGAAGUCUAAUACAUUGUACUAAGGUAAAAGACCUCGAUGAAGAGUCAAUUGACGGUUAUAAAGGAGAUAGUGAUGAUGGUUUCUAUUACGGACAAGACCAAGAUUCAGAACAGUUCCGAGAGCAGUAUGCUGAUUCAUCGGACGAGUACAGUCCUGAUUGAAAUUGUGUAUUUCACUUUAAAUUUUAUCAACAUUUAUAUCAUAAAUUACUCUUUUUAUUGUUAUAAAGUAUACAGAAAGAAUUAUCCAAAAAAUUAUUAAUAUAUUUAAGUAAAGAAUACUUUUCGUCUUUUAGAACAUUUUUCUAUAGAAAUUUCGCAGUUUAAAUGACAAAACUUGUAAAUUUCAAUAAAACCUUUUAAUGCA